This is a messenger RNA of Sclerotinia sclerotiorum 1980 UF-70, 1608 nucleotides long. RefSeq lists its product as hypothetical. The transcript has 16 exons. The record is from RefSeq and is a predicted model, not a curated record. Bases 1 to 1608 code for a protein of 535 amino acids. NCBI's taxonomy places the organism in Eukaryota, Fungi, Ascomycota, Leotiomycetes, Helotiales, Sclerotiniaceae.
AUGUCUUCUUCGCCUCCUGACCAGACUGCUUUAAUGCAGGAGAUCCUCAAUUCCAUCAAGAGUCUCCAACUCAACCAGUCCCAACUUGCAUCUAAUGUCGAUGCCAUUACUGGCCGUGUCAAUGUCUUAGCUGGUAUGAAGGAAGUACGUGAUGUUGCUUCUACUGAUUCAGCAACUAUUUCCAACCCUUCCGAACCUCUUGCAAGCAGCGAUGAAAGUACAUCCAAAGAUGAUGCUUUCAAAGAUGCCGAUGUGCCCAAAUCUCCAACUAUCUCGGCGGCAAAGCCCGAGGAGACACCCAUUCCUUCUUAUCCUCAAAAAGCAAGCACUGGUACUUCUCGAAUCAUUCUCACUACAUACCCCGGACAAUCCGGUAUCAAUCCCCUUCCUAUGGAAUGGGGCCAUAGCGAUCCGCAAAUUAGAGGCCCGGUAGUUGUGUCCAGAGCUACGGAAACUGCCAGAAGACGUAACGCCCACGGUGGAUCUUAUUCGAUAUAUUAUGCUUUGGCUGUUGCCAGCAAGGAGAUCAAGGCAGAUCACAAGCCGGAUUUCACAAACACAGAGCCUGCUGCAAAUAUUGGACCGUUUCCUCAAUGGGCUGACAAGAAGAAGAUAGUAUCGAUGGAUCCCUUGGGCCAUCUUGCUCCAUGGCUUUUUAAGGAUACAAUUGAGAAGGAAAAUGUUGAUAUUAGACCUACUAUUGCAAUCACCCGAGCUCAUAUGAAGCUACCAGAACUGGAAACUAGUGUUCGUGAAGGUCGGCUCGUACCGGAUGGCAAAAUUUGCCUGAAUGAGGCGGGAGAGCUUGCAGUAACGAAAUUUGCCGUUGAACCGGUCUGGUACUUGCCCGGAGUCGCUGAGCGAUUCGGCAUUUCCGAGGGGGUUCUCAGGAGAGCAUUGUUUGAGCACACUGGUGGAUCAUACCCCGAAUUGAUUACCAGGGGCGAUAUUAAGCUCUUCAUGCCACCAAUUGGUGGAUUGACCGUCUACUGCUUUGGAGACCCCGCGAAGAUGUCAGAUGAGAAUGUUCGCCUAGCUUUACGAAUACAUGACGAGUGUAACGGCAGUGACGUGUUCGGAUCUGAUAUCUGUACAUGCCGUCCUUACCUGAUCUAUGGUAUUGAGGAGGCUGUCAAAGAGGCGCAAAAGGGCGGAAGCGGAGGUGAAAAAGAGGGUAGAGCUCUUGGAGAGGUCACAAAGUACCUCGUUUACAACGCCAGAAAGCGCGGACUUGAUCGAGCUUCGGAAUAUUUUAAACGCACGGAAAAUAUCGCCGGUGUAAAAGAUAUGCGCUUCCAGGCGUUGAUGCCCGACAUUCUUCAUUGGUUGGGAAUAAAGAAAAUUGACAGAAUGCUAAGUAUGAGCAAAAUUCCCAUACAUGAACGAGUUGAACUACCCGAAUCUUGGAUCCCAGCAGAUUCGAGGGUCGAGAUUGAUGCCAAGAUUACAGCAGGAUACUUCACUACUGGUCACAGAAUGACUGAGGAGGAGCUCGCUGCCGUCAAGGGACGUAGUUGGGAUGAAACACGAUUUUUUCUUACCGGUGUUAUGUUUUGUCAGAUCUCGGUUGAGCAUGGUGACUUGUUUGACAGAACAUACGACAUAUGA